This is a messenger RNA of Helicoverpa armigera (cotton bollworm), 1070 nucleotides long. Its product is annotated as osteopetrosis-associated transmembrane protein 1. The transcript is spliced from 5 exons. Gene Ontology annotation, cellular component: cytosol. Bases 108 to 977 code for a protein of 289 amino acids. Lineage: Eukaryota; Metazoa; Arthropoda; Insecta; Lepidoptera; Noctuidae. The record is from RefSeq and is a predicted model, not a curated record.
UUUUGUGCUUGACAUUUUGGAACGUAAUGUAAAAAUUGAGCAAUUAUUGUAUCCAAGAAAAUAAAAAUAAAGUCUGUGAUUUUUUAAAGAUUAAGCGUUUUGUGGACAUGUUAGCUAAUAUGAAUUAUUAUUGGGCAUUCCUAUUGGUGUUCUUAAACUUAAACGUUUUAAAAGCAGAUAUGUCUAACAAAGAGUCAGAACAUAUUGACCUAUUGCUAACUAGAACUGGAGCUGGCUAUUUGUCACCAUUCCCUGAUAAUUGCUCUUUAAUAUUGAAUGAUUUUGCUGAUUAUGCUGCAAACUUUACAAAGUGUUCCAUACUAAAUGCUAGACCUAUAAGGAUAUGUGAAAAGUGUAUAGAGCCGUAUAUGAACUUCCACAACAAGUAUCAAGAGUUAAUGACCGUAGUUGUGAAUGGAACCUCUUGCAAGUCCGUUUUCAUAUCCCAUGAUAGACUGGAUGCAAUAUUAGAAUAUCAUGACAAUAUUCUAAGCAUUUGGAACAAAGCUCAUUGCUCUGAUUGUUACAAUUGGACCACUCCAGUGCCAGUUUUAUCAAAUGAAACAAUACACUUCAAUCAGUUGUUUAAUGAAACCAUAAACUGUAUAGUAAAGUACAUAAAUCCUUCUUCAAAUGACACUCAGAUUGUCUGUGAUAACUGCAUGCAGUCCUACCUUAAGUUGGACAGUUUUUAUAAAACACUCAGUGCAGAUUCAAUUGGAACAGACAGCAUUUGUAUGGAUAUAGUUGACUCAAUGAAUGCUACCCGGUCUGUGUGGAGUAAAAGUUUGAAUUGUUGUAAAAUAAGAAGAACUCCUGAAGUCAUAUUUUUGGUUUGCACUGGCAUUAUUUCAGUGCUACCAAUAUUUUAUUAUUUAGUUCUUAGAUUCUGCAGUCCAAUGAGAGACUUGCCAAAUGUGUUGAAGCAAUCAAGAUUCAAGCAGACCAUACUACGAUCAUUAGGACGAACAAAUUGAAGGCUGUUAAAUAAAAUAAAAGUCUCAUUGUAACAAGUAACACAUUAUGUAUUUACAAAUUGACCAAAGAAAUAAAAACUAUUUUUGAUAAAA